Messenger RNA from Anthonomus grandis grandis, 1367 nucleotides. Its product is annotated as U5 small nuclear ribonucleoprotein 40 kDa protein. Gene Ontology annotation, cellular component: catalytic step 2 spliceosome. NCBI's taxonomy places the organism in Eukaryota, Metazoa, Arthropoda, Insecta, Coleoptera, Curculionidae. Bases 141 to 1190 code for a protein of 349 amino acids. The transcript has 6 exons. Gene Ontology annotation, molecular function: protein binding; RNA binding. The record is from RefSeq and is a predicted model, not a curated record.
AAAAUGUCAAUGUCAGCUAUAUUCUAUCAAAAUUGUUUGGAGUUAGAAGUUGUGUUAUUUCCUAAUGUAUUAAUUUAUUUUUGAUUAUUUGGUUAGUGGUGUGCUUUGUAUUUUUUAGUUGAAGAAAAUCUGAAUAAAUUAUGGUUAUUGAAAAUAAGAGAAAAGCUGAUGACUCAGCUCUAGUUCCGGUUCAAAAAAAAUCCCGAAAUGAUGUCGCCCUUACCAAUAAAAACAAACAACUUGCCCAACUUCAGCCUGCACCGGCACGUACCUCAAACCUUUUUGCUCCAAUUAUGGUGUGUGAAGGGCAUGAAGGUGAAAUAUUCACAGUAGACUUUCAUCCAGAGGGACAAUAUUUUGCUACUUCAGGUUUUGAUAGAAAAAUAUUUUUAUGGAGUGUAUAUGGAGAAUGUGAAAAUAUCUCGGUCAUGACUGGCCAUACAGGGGCUAUAACAGAACUUCAUUUUAAUACAGAUGGCACAAAUUUGAUCACUGCAUCUACAGAUUAUACUCUGGGACUUUGGGAUAUUGUGACAGCACAGAGAAUUAAGAAAUAUAAGGGUCAUACAACAUUUGUAAAUUGUGCCCAGCCCUCAAGAAGGGGUCCACAGUUGAUUGUUUCAGGUAGUGAUGAUACUACUGUAAAGAUUUGGGACCAAAGAAAGAAAAUACCUACUAUGACUCUAAACGCUACCUACCAAACUACUGCAGUUAGUUUCAGUGAUACUGCUGAGAAUGUUUUUAGUGGUGGUAUUGAUAAUGAUAUUAAGGUUUGGGAUCUAAGAAAUAAGGAAUUGCUUUAUACAAUGAAAGGCCAUACAGACACAAUAACUGGAUUGUCAUUGAGUGCCGAUGGAUCUUAUUUACUUAGCAAUUCUAUGGAUAAUACAUUAAGGAUAUGGGAUGUAAGGCCAUAUGCACCUAUUGAGAGAUGUGUAAAAGUUUUUAGUGGGCACCAACAUAAUUUUGAGAAAAAUUUACUGAGAUGUGCAUGGUCUCCAGAUGGGAAUAAGGUUAGUGGCGGUUCAGCAGACAGAUUUGUCUAUGUGUGGGACACUACAUCAAGAAGAAUCAUUUAUAAAUUACCGGGACAUACAGGGUCUGUUAACAGUGUGGCAUUUCAUCCAAAUGAACCCAUUAUUGCUUCUGGUGGAAGUGAUAAAAUAGUGUUCAUUGGAGAGAUUGAUUGAUAAAAGGAUAUAUCUAGAAAUUAUAAAAUGGAUUUAUUAUUUUCACUUAAAGAAACUAUAAAAACAUAAUAAGGAUUUAAGGAUUUAAUUGUUGUAUAUUUUUCCCUCUGAUUUCUAUUAUUAAUAUAGCCUCACAUGCAAAAAGAUACAUUUGUAAUAAAACAAAACUAUAAAUUU